Molecule: messenger RNA, 4235 nt
Organism: Eleginops maclovinus (Patagonian blennie)
Lineage: Eukaryota; Metazoa; Chordata; Actinopteri; Perciformes; Eleginopidae
Gene: fgd
Product: faciogenital dysplasia
Exons: 19
Coding region: 221-2929 (902 amino acids)
Biological process (GO): cytoskeleton organization; filopodium assembly
Cellular component (GO): cytoplasm
Molecular function (GO): guanyl-nucleotide exchange factor activity; metal ion binding
Source: RefSeq, a predicted model, not a curated record
UGCAGACAAAAAUGACCCGGUUGAAGUCUCUAGCGUCCUUUAGGAAACCAUGAAGUAUCCUUAGUGUGUUUCGAGUUUGUUUCAUCGGCAAACAGGAAAAGGGGAUACUGAAGUGGAGGCGCUCCUCCGAGUUUAGUGGGCUGGAGCCGCCGCUGUUGCCAGUUUCUCCGAGGAAAAGACGGAUUCAGCAGAGAAAGACUGGAGACAAACUUUGUGCAAGAUGCAGGGGGUUUCAGCGACUGACCUCCCUGCCUCCUCUCUGCAGUACCAGUGUGGAUCCGUGAACCACCUGUGUUCUCCACGGCUGGUAAAGAAAGGUCCGACCCCCAGACCAUGUCACGACAAGCCCGUUAUCAAACCCCGGCCCCAGUCCUCCACCUUACCCAGACCGCCAACUGCACAGAAACCUCAAGUGCCCCCUAAACCUUCGCACCUGCUCGCCCUUGGGCAAGAUAAGAAACCUAAGAGGAUCCCUCCGCCUCCAUCCAGGCCUCUGCCAGCCCCCCCUCCUCCACCUAAACCAAAGCCCAGUCUAAGCUCUCCUGGCUCGGGAGCACAGUCACAGAAAGAGGCACAGAAGGUGGGGCUGCUCAUCGAGAGGUUUGAGAAUUCAAGGGUCCCCAUCCUGGGGGUGCUCCCACGGUCCCAGUUGCACCUGUCUCUCAGAAUGGACACUGCGUCUGACAUCACUUCCUCCUGCGGCCAGGACACCACAGCGAAGGUCGCAGGAGACUCCCCCUCUGUGGACAAACUUGCACUCGGCACCUCUGAACAGACUAUUGAGGUGUCUGAACUUUCCCGUCUGGCUUCUGUGCACCUCGAUGGCUCAGAUGACGCCCAACUGGACGACUGUGACAUCACACACAGCGUUGGUUGCCUCGAGGACGUGGAGCGGGAGGAAGACUCCUCCCAUCAGCUCCUUGACAAUCAGGACUCCUCGGAGCAGAACGGGAAGAUUCCCAACCGGGACAGCGGCAUCGACAGCCCGUCCUGCGCGGUCGAAGGGGAGGUAUUCCCCAACGAGGAUGCCAUCGACGAGGAGGAUCAUUACGAUAGCGUCACGGAAACGGAGAGUGUGUCCUGCGUUACCCUGGGUAACAAACGAGACUCCACGCAGGAUGAGGACAGUGACUUGGAUGAGGGGAGCAGUGGAGAAAUACACUCUUUGACAGACACACAGACUGGGUAUCUGACAGAAGCACACUCAGAGGCGCACAAAUGCUCAGAGACUCAGAAGCUCCUGAACAUCGCCAAAGAGCUCCUCCACACUGAAGAGGCCUACGUCAAAAGACUCAACCUCCUCGACCAGGUAUUUUGCACUAAGCUCACAGAGGCUGGAAUCCCUCAGGAUGUGAUCACAGGGAUCUUCUCCAACAUCUCCUCCAUCUACUGCUUCCAUGACAAGUUCCUACUGCCUGGGCUCAAGACACGCAUCACUGGAGAAUGGGACUCCAACCCUCGUAUCGGAGACAUCCUCCAGAAACUAGCUCCAUUCAUGAAGAUGUACGGAGAAUAUGUGAAGAACUUCGACCGAGCCAUGGAACUGGUCAGCACCUGGACUCAGCGGUCCUCACAGUUCAAGAGUGUAGUCCAAAAUAUACAGAAACAGGAUGUGUGUGGCAACCUGACGUUACAGCAUCACAUGCUGGAGCCCGUCCAAAGGAUUCCUCGCUACGAGCUGUUGCUCAAAGACUACCUGAAGAAGCUGCCUGAGGACGCUCUGGACCGAAAAGAUGCAGAGAAGGCACUGGAGCUCAUCUCUACUGCAGCGAACCAUUCAAAUGCAGCAAUCAGGAAAAUGGAGAAAAUGCACAAGCUGCUCGAGGUUUACGAAAGGCUUGGAGGAGAAGAGGACAUUGUUAACCCAGCAAAUGAGCUCAUCAAAGAAGGUCAUAUCAAGAAGAUGUCAGCCAAAAACGGAACAGCACAAGACAGAUACCUCUACUUGUUCAACAACAUGUUGCUUUACUGCGUGCCUAAACUCCGACUGAUGGGACAGAAGUUCAGUGUCAGAGAGAGGAUCGACAUCGCUGGCAUGGAGGUGCAGGAGAACGUGAAGCAGAAUCUUCCUCACACAUUUGCCAUUAUCGGCAAGCAGCGUUCACUGGAGCUGCAAGCUAGGACGGCUGAGGAGAAAGAAGAUUGGAUUCAGGUGAUCCUUGCCACAAUCGAACGGCACAAACAAAACAGCGAAACAUUCAAUAAAGCUUUCAACAGCUCCUUCUCCCGGGAAGAUGACCAUCCCCCUGAGUCACCGGGUCCCUGGUGCAACACGUCCAUCGACUCAGAUGGUGAAAGACUGCAUGAAAGGAAGAGUUCCAGGAAAAAGGACAAAGAGAAGCAAACGUGUAAAGGCUGCAACGAGAGCUUCAAUUUCACCAAGCGCAAACACCACUGCAAGUCCUGCGGAGCGGCCAUCUGUGCAAAGUGUUCAAAGACCUUGGACAACAAAACAAGCCGAGUGUGUCCCGAGUGUUUUGAAGCCAGCGUCAGCCUGGAGACUCUAGGUGUUAGUGAACAGAAAAAGAAAACUGCACCUGAGCGACAGAUAUCUCUAACAGGGGACAACUGCCUGCUAUGUGGCCACCUUCAGUUGCAGGAAAAAGGGAAGAGCUGGUCCAAAGUGUGGGUGGCCGUCACUAAGGCUGAGCCACUAGUGCUUUACUUACAGAGCAGUGGACAGGACUCCAAGGGGGCGAGAGCGGUGCCUCUCCCUGGGUUCGAAGUGAGUGUGGUGCCGCCAUCGGGAGGUGAGAAGUCAGAGAUCAGACACGCUUUCCGGCUCUGUCAGGCCCAGCAGACUUUGCUCUUAAGUGCCCAGGAUGCAGAACUUCAGACCAAGUGGGUAGACGUUCUCUCAAAAUCAGCCCGCGGAGAAACACCCACAGAUGCAUCUACGAGCCUGACUGAAAACAGGAAGAGCCAGUAGUGGCCGUGUUGUAGCCACAGGACUCGCUGCCCUCCCUCCCUCUCCUGUGUAUAGAGCACACAUUACUUGAAUUCACUUUACCUUGGCACUUUUUUGUUUAGUUUUUGUUCUUCCCUUUUUGAGGACCGCUCAAUCCUUCAUAUGCCACUUCAAUCUCCUCCUCGUGACCACACGGCUACGUCCUGUUCUCUCUUCAUCUUCCUGUCUCCCUCGAACAAACAGAGAAACAAGAACUAUGCUAUCAUGCCACCAACUCCACUGUAUGCAUGUGUGGUUGGGAUGUUUUAGGUAUUUUAAAAGCCAGAGAAAACUAAAUGUUUUAUUUGUAAUAUAGCUAAAGAAAGUUCCUGUAUGAUUUUUUUUUUUUUUUUAAGAUGAAGUUUCUUGUACAUUAUGCGACUGUGUUGUGAAGCAUUAAAUCUUAUGUGUGUGUCUUUCCAUUUGUGCGAAAGUAUGUAUGUGUGUGUGUGUUUUGAGCGUGAGUCCCCUGCUGUGUUUAUUAAGUAUUGAAUGCUAGUUUAAGAAACCUGUGACCACCUCUCUGUUCUCUUCACCCCUGCUGGGGACACAGUGGCAGUUCAGUGGGUAUUGUACAGUAUGUAUACUAUAGUGCGAUGUAAGGAAACAAAGAAGAAAAAAAAGACAUUUUAACUUAAAAAGAAAAAGACAUGUGUACGCUUGUGGCUGGCCACCUGAUGCUCCCACUGACAGCACCCUUCUUACAGACUCUUCAUACUACUCUCACAAUAACUUCAUCUUUAGACUAGUCUGAUCCACCACAUUUCCACUCAUUCAGGUGUGUGACUUCUCCAGAUGAGAGUACACAGCCAGAAUGGGAUUAAGUGGCCUCAAUUCUGACCCUUUCCUGCAGGUUCAGACCCUUUAUAUCUUCACUUGUACACAUGCUUAAUAAAUCAUAUCCAUAUAUUUCUCUCUCUUUCUUAGCAUAGAUUUGUCUGCCUGCUUUUCUCCCUUUGGUGAUGUGAUGGAAACCAAGUACUGUACUGUAAAACUGUUAAUUCUGCCUUGCCCCCCGAACCCUGCUCCUAUCAGCCACCAGCCUUUAAGCAAAAGUAGCAAAAAAACUUUUCAUUGGAUCUCUUUGUGCAUGUGAACUCACUCAUAUUUAUGUACCGUGCUCUGAAAUCUUGCCCCUUUCCUUCCUUUUUAUGCUCCAGAUCUCAUUCUUGUCGUACUGUAAGUGAUCAGUGUUUUUAACAUGGAUUGUGCACAGUGGAAAAGCAGUCAAGCAUAUCAUCAAUAAACAGAAGUUGUGAUCCAUUAAGUACCACGCUGUCCAACAAGA